CGGCGGGCGAGCAGAGGCGACCGAGGGGCUGGUCCAGGCGCGGCCGCUAAGAGGAGACCAAGAGGCGGGGGCUGCACUUGACAACCAGCAUGCCGAGAUGGGAUUCAUUCUGAAGACAAAGUUGUUGUGUAACUGAGGAUGGCUUCGCUCUCCUGAUCCUUCUGUUUUUGCCUCCUGAGUGUUGGUAUUACACGGCACGCUUUGUGCCCUCCCCACCUCCGAACUGCCUCAGUUACAAAGCAGAGGGCAGGCUUGCUGAUCAAGACUGGCAGGCGCAUUUCAAGGUCCCAUGCUGUGGGGUGGAUCCCUCUCAACUUGAGUCAGAAGAGGCAGAAGUGGAUGUGAGAGACACCCAGAGAGACAGAGAGCCAAAGAGGGCGAGAGACUUGACUUUAAGAGACUCCUGUCCUGACAACUCCAUGCAGUUCGGAACCAGAGCGACUGCGGCUGAACCAGGGUUCAUGGGGACAUGGCAAAACGCUGAUACUAACCUCCUGUUCAGAAUGUCCCAACAGGUUCCACUGGCAUGUGCUGGCAGAGUGCUGGGUGCAGACUUUUGCCCAAACCUGGAGGAGCCAGACCAGAGGCUGGAUGUCCAGGCCAUCCGCUGCACACUGGUAAACUGCACGUGUGAGUGUUUCCAGCCUGGGAAGAUUAACCUGCGGACGUGUGAUCAGUGUAAACAUGGCUGGGUGGCGCACGCCUUGGAUAAGCUCAGCACACAGCACCUGUACCACCCCACUCAAGUGGAGAUCGUGCAGUCCAAUGUGGUGUUUGACAUCAGCAGCUUGAUGCUCUACGGGACACAGGCGGUGCCAGUGAGGCUAAAGAUACUGCUGGACCGGCUCUUCAGUGUCCUGAAGCAAGAGGAAGUGCUGCACAUACUACAUGGCCUGGGCUGGACCCUGCGGGACUAUGUCCGUGGAUACAUCCUUCAGGACGCUGCUGGCAAAGUUCUGGACCGCUGGGCCAUCAUGUCUCGAGAAGAGGAAAUCAUCACCCUUCAGCAGUUUCUGCGGUUUGGAGAAACCAAAUCCAUUGUGGAGCUGAUGGCAAUUCAAGAGAAAGAAGGGCAAGCUGUGGCCGUGCCAUCUUCAAAGACAGACUCGGACAUACGAACUUUCAUCGAAAGCAAUAACCGCACCAGGAGCCCCAGCCUCCUUGCUCACUUAGAGAACAGCAACCCUUCCAGCAUCCAUCAUUUUGAGAACAUACCAAACAGCCUUGCGUUUCUGCUUCCCUUCCAGUAUAUAAACCCCGUCUCAGCCCCACUGUUAGGGUUGCCUCCCAAUGGGCUGCUGUUAGAGCAGCCUGGACUGAGGUUGCGGGAACCCAGCAUUUCAACUCAGAACGAGUACAAUGAGAGCAGUGAGUCGGAGGUAUCCCCCACACCUUAUAAGAGUGACCAGACACCCAACAGAAAUGCCCUGACGAGCAUCACUAACGUGGAGCCUAAAACCGAGCCAGCUUGUGUCUCCCCUAUUCAGAAUUCUGCCCCAGUUAGUGACCUAAGCAAAACUGAACACCCAAAAAGCUCCUUCCGGAUUCAUCGUAUGAGAAGAAUGGGGUCAGCCUCGAGGAAAGGAAGAGUUUUCUGUAAUGCAUGUGGGAAGACCUUCUAUGACAAAGGUACGCUCAAAAUUCACUAUAAUGCUGUCCACCUGAAGAUUAAACAUCGAUGUACCAUUGAAGGUUGCAACAUGGUCUUUAGUUCCCUCCGAAGCCGGAAUCGCCACAGCGCAAAUCCCAACCCCCGUCUUCACAUGCCUAUGCUAAGGAAUAACCGAGACAAAGAUUUGAUUCGGGCUACGUCAGGGGCUGCCACUCCAGUCAUAGCUAGUACAAAAUCUAAUCUCACACUCACGAGCCCUGGCCGGCCCCCAAUGGGUUUUACCACUCCUCCACUCGACCCCGUCUUACAGAACCCUCUCCCUAGCCAGUUGGUAUUUUCUGGGCUAAAGACUGUACAACCAGUUCCUCCUUUUUAUAGAAGUUUACUUACUCCAGGGGAAAUGGUGAGUCCUCCAACCUCCCUCCCAACCAGUCCCAUCAUCCCAACCAGUGGUCCCAUAGAGCAGCACCCUCCUCCACCCUCUGAGCCAAUAGUGCCAGCAGUGAUGAUGGGCACUCACGAGCCCAGUGCUGACCUGGCACCUAAGAAAAAGCCUAGGAAGUCAAGCAUGCCUGUAAAAAUUGAGAAGGAGAUCAUUGAUACAGCUGACGAGUUCGAUGACGAAGAUGAUGACCCUAAUGAUGGUGGAACUGUGGUCAAUGACAUGAGCCAUGACAAUCAUUGUCAUUCCCAAGAGGAGAUGAGCCCAGGCAUGUCUGUGAAGGACUUCUCUAAGCAUAGUAGGACCCGGUGCAUUUCAAGAACUGAAAUAAGAAGGGCUGACAGUAUGACAUCUGAGGACCAGGAGCCCGAGCGGGACUAUGAGAAUGAAUCUGAGUCCUCAGAGCCUAAACUUGGUGAGGAAUCCAUGGAAGGGGAUGAGCACAUUCACAGUGAGGUGAGCGAAAAAGUCCUGAUGAACAGCGAGAGGCCUGAUGAGAACCACAGCGAGCCGUCUCACCAGGACGUCAUCAAGGUAAAGGAAGAAUUCACAGACCCCACUUACGACAUGUUUUACAUGAGCCAGUAUGGACUGUACAAUGGCGGGGGGGCCAGCAUGGCUGCCUUGCAUGAAAGUUUUGCAUCGUCUCUGAAUUAUGGAAGCCCUCAAAAAUUCUCCCCGGAAGGUGACCUGUGUUCUAGUCCAGACCCCAAAAUCUGUUAUGUGUGCAAGAAGAGCUUCAAAAGCUCCUACAGUGUGAAGCUUCACUACAGGAACGUUCACUUAAAAGAGAUGCACGUCUGCACAGUGGCUGGCUGCAAUGCUGCCUUCCCCUCUCGACGAAGCAGAGACAGAAACAGAAAUUUAUGGAUGGAAAGAACCGUAGGUCCAGGACAUCGAGACAGCCUGCAUCUCCGUAGACACAGUGCCAACAUAAACCUGCAUCGUAAACUGUUGACCAAAGAACUCGAUGACAUGGGCCUGGACUCAUCGCAGCCCUCCCUCAGCAAGGACCUCCGGGAUGAAUUUUUAAUGAAGAUCUAUGGUGCCCAGCACCCUCUGGGGCUCGAUGUCAGGGAAGAUGUCUCCUCUCCCGCAGGGACAGAAGACUCCCACCUAAAUGGGUAUGGGAGAGGCAUGGCGGAGGACUACAUGGUCCUUGACCUGAGCACCACCUCCAGCCUCCAGUCCAGCAGCAGUAUCCACUCCUCCAGAGAAUCAGAUGCAGGCAGCGACGAGGGGAUUCUUCUCGAUGACAUUGAUGGGGCCAGUGACAGUGGGGAAUCUGCACACAAGGCUGAGGCUCCCACCCUCCCUGGCAGCCUAGGGGCUGAAGUUUCAGGAUCUCUUAUGUUCAGCAGCUUUUCUGGGAGCAAUGGUGGGAUCAUGUGCAACAUUUGCCACAAAAUGUACAGCAACAAGGGGACCCUGAGGGUCCACUACAAAACUGUGCAUCUGCGAGAGAUGCAUAAGUGCAAAGUCCCGGGCUGUAACAUGAUGUUUUCCUCUGUGCGAAGCCGGAACCGGCACAGUCAGAACCCUAAUCUCCACAAAAACAUUCCCUUCACUUCAAUAGAUUAGUCCCAGAACGUACACUACAAAUGCCAGCUCUCACCAGAUGGCCUACAUGUUUGAACUGCCAUAGCCAGUGUGCUUCCAUGGUGGGGCACAUGCGUGUGUGCACAUGUGUGUAGCUCUGUGUCUUCACUUGUGCACCCACCUAUUUCUUUUCUUUAGAUAAAAAUGAUAAACACUAGGUGCUUUUGAAUUUUUUUUCUUUUCCUUUAUAGUUUUGGGAGAGGGUGGAUCUUUUACUUGGGGUAAAAACGAAAGUACCCCUUUCAACACACACACACACACAGGAACACACAUAUGUGUUCAGCUAGCCCCAAUUUUGAUAGAAUAAUUCUUGGUCUUCUCCAAAGAGACAUUUUGUUGUACCUAUGACUGUUGCCUGCAAAAAAUAAAAGGGAAAAAAAGAGAAAAGAAACAAAAAGGAACUUCUUAUAGUUGUCUUUUGUGAACUUGAAGGUUUUGAGAGAAUCUUUAAUUAAAGCAUGGCAGAUUCGCCUGUAAAUAUUUAGCCUUGAGAGGCCAAUGAUGUAAACCAGUUGUAUUGAUUGUUGUUUAAGUCUUCUUUAAUUUUGACAGUUACAUCCAGCUGUUAGAUAUGCAGGAAAUAAAUAGUUUGUUGGCUAGUUCUAUUCAUUUUUGUUAGCAUUAAUGCACAUUUCCUUUAUAUAAACAAAAAAAAAAAAACAAAAAAAAAGCAACCAAAAAAAAAAAAAAACCCAUGGUCUUGUUUUUACUACCUGUUAGAUAUAGUGACUAAGACGUGCUGGCAUGCUUCACAGCGCAGACCUGAGUUUUUAAAAUGUCCCGUACUAGUACAUGAGUCCAGCCAUGCACUUUUUUUCAUACACUACAGGGGGAUGUGUAAUAUCCAUGCUUCUUCUUCUCCUUAAACUCUCGCCAUACUUCAGUGAGUAUCUUUCCUUUAAAAACAACCCACUUGUAUAAAAAUGUUCUGGUCAGUAAAGGGCACAGAUGCCAAACAAAAAGUAUUAGUGUUAACACAAAACUGCCAACUUUGCACAAGUUUUCAGAAAAGAAAAUAUAAUUAGUCACUCAACAUAACCACAGGCCAACUUUUUGGCCACAGAAAACCGCCUUAAAAAAAAAAAAAGCGGCGGUUCUUCUGAGUGCAGAGUGUUAUUAGAAUCAGCUUUGUGUCCUUCCUCCAUGCAUGUUAAGUGACAGUAAUGUGGUGUGACACAGCCGAGUCACUCCUGUAGAGGCAGGAUGCCAUUUCAGGACGCAGUGGCCUGAACUACUCACGAAAGGAGCAGAGCUGAAGACAGUAAGCAUUUGAACACCUAUUUCCAAGGCCCUAACCCUUAUCCUUUGAAAAAGAGGAGAAAGCCUGAGCUGGGUCAGUCUGUUGUAUGUCUCAUUUGUCGCAAAUUCUGCAGCAGCAAGGCAAGUCAGGCCUGCCUAACACACAAAAGUGCAAAGCCCUCCACAGCGGCUGUUCUUGGGAGCUCUGAAAACUCACGUGCUGAACUUGAAUGGAGCAGCACUCCUCUUGGAGCGAGCGAGCGAGCGGCAGAAGGAGAGGGGAAGACAGGAUCUCACUGUGUAGUGUUUUGUGUUUCCCCACACGAAUUUGUCAGAGAGAAAUGAAAGCAAGCCUGCAACCAAGCCAUUGAGAGUGAGAACAAGCGCGGGGAGGGGGGAGGAGACUGCUCCAAACCUUUUUGUUUUGUUUUGUUUCUGAUGUUUACACAUGUUGCCUGAGCUGGUUAACCACAUCGGCAGCCCCGGCUACCACAGCAUACUGACUAAAUGAUGGUAUUUACUCAACUUCGUCUGCAGCCAGAACUGCUGGGGUGUGCCUGCAGAGUGGGUUUUGUUGUCUUUUUCUUUUCUUUUUUUUCCGGGGAGAAGGCGGGGGGGGGGGGGGGGGGGGGCAAACACUAGUAUUUUGUCAAACUACAUAAUAGAGAAUGUAUUUCUUUUCUGCAUUUAAUGGCCUCAAACAUUUCUCCCAACAAUCUAAAACUUAGAAAUACCCUUAGUUUCAAUUUUUCAUAUCAUUUCCAUUUUUUCAUGUUUUAUAAUUUUUUUUCCUGUGCUCACAUCAGCAUUCACUUCCGUUAAAUUCGCCAAAGGAAACUGUUGCUAUGUUUCUGCUAUCAUUCCUGUGCGACUUGUUGUACCUCACAGUAUUUAUUUUUUUUUUCCAAAAUUAAGCAUCAUUCAUUGGGGGUUCCGGAUUUUUAGUUUUUGAGAAUUUCUGAGCAGUACACUCAUAGAGAUGAGCUAGGUGUUCCUAAAGCCUUAUAUCUAUCUCCUUCUGAAGAUGCCAUGGGGUCCACUUGGUCCUUCAUGUAUUCCAUCGCGAGGAAAGACCAAAAGCAUUUGCAGUAUCAAAGAAACUAUCACACGCAAUGUCUGUUAAGUGACAAAUGUUUACGGUAAAAAAGCUGAGGAAUUAGUAAUAACUGUUCUGUUUCCUUGUACCUUUGAUUUCCCCAGAGCUUAGUUGCUUUGUUUGGUGUCGUGUUAAACUGAGCAAGCAGAUGUGUCCCUCUCUUUUAUACAAGACUCUGUACAGUGUGUCUGUGAAAGACUGAACUAGAAUAAUGAACAUUUGUUUGCGAACCCUCCUUCCUCUUAGCGUUCUCUAUCUAGUGCUGUUGUCUGUUACCAACUGCUGGACUCAGAGAGGAUUGAAACAUUGUUACAGUCUCAUCAGAAAUUAUGGAAACGGUCUUUUAGACUACACCUUGUUUUGUGAACAUUGAUAUGCAUUUCUGUUUGAACAACUUUCAAUUGUUACACUCUUAGAGAUGUGAGAAUUCAUUUCUACGAAAUCUGUGUUUAGCGUGUUUAAUCGAAUGUCGAGUAAAAUGUCUAAUGGCUCCCCUCGGUGACUGACCUGGCUGCCAGGAGUCACAUCAGCCAGCAACCUAGACUCUGAACAAGCAUUUGUCACCGCACACCUGGCUAAUGACUACAGCCAACUAGAAAAGGUCCAGAAGGAAUGAGGUUCAAGAAGUGGAGUUUCCCUUGCUAGGAAACUUGAUGUGCAGAAACGGCCCUAGGACCCGGGCAGCUGGCACUUUUUAAGUAUGUCCCUUGUUUGCUCUUGUGCCCAAUUGUUAUGGUGGCCUUUUCAUAACUAAAUAUUCCAGUAUAAAGCCUAUUUGCAUAAAAGGGACAGGGGAGGUGGGUGGAUACAGCCCAUGAAAUGUAGAUUUGUGAGAUACACACUUGUGCUCCCCAGGUUCUUGGGCUUGUCUGAGUGCAGUUCUGGCUUCCCCUGAAGAUGGUGGCCCCCAGGCUUGCCUGCAAAUGGACAGGAUAAGGGGAUGCACACUUUGGUCAGCCACGCUCUUCAUUUCUGCCCAAUCCUGCUCGUUUAUUCCUUCGUAGGAGUUUUCUGCCCAUAAACCGUUUUUAGCUACAUCCAUCUGUUUCUAGCUGAAAAUUAAUAGGAACAUAGAUUUUCAUCCAAGUAGCUCUCUUCCAUUUGAUUGAGUUUUGCCCAAGUUUUAUCGCUGGCAUAUGAUUAGGCCAUAUUAGUUGUGCAUGUUCUCCAGCUAAUGUUGAAGUAUACAAUUCUGAUCUCUUUAAACUAUGUUUUUGUAAAUAUUUGAAAGGCUGGGUCCACUUUAGGGAAUAUCUAUCUGCAUGCUGUGGAGGGGGAGAAAGAGAACAAGGAAAAAGACAGAAGAGUAAUCUGGCUUUGAGAGUGCGAGAAAAGAUAAAAGAGCCUGGUAUUCUUGGUCUACUAGUAAUUGUGUUUAAAUAAACCAGCUCAGCCUAGCUCAUCUUAGCGCAGUCUUAGCGCAGCUGCCCUGGUCAGUCGGAUCCUUUCUUAAGGUUCAAAUGUGCAGACAGUUUCCUUCUCAAUAUGACUAACAUCUUCUUAGAAACCAGUGUUAGCAGAGCAGUGGCACCGUCCUGGUCAUGUGACUCAUUUGGUCAUGGCUUUCCAGGCCUUUCCAGUUACAGCCCAUUAGUGUACACAUUGCUCUAAAGAGGAAAGAAAAGGUCCGAAUCUAUGAAGAAUGAGUUGACUUAGAAGCGUGGCCCAUUGUACUCAGGAGAAACCUGCUUGCCACCUAAUAUAAUAACAUCUCCCCCUCCAUUUCCUCUGGGUACUCCAUAGAUUAUACACCGGGCAAGUGGAUGAAAUGGGGGCUCUUGGCAGUUCAAACACAGACAAGCCAAUAAUGAGACUGAGAUGGACAUAGCAUACCUGAGCAGUCCUUGAUUGAAUCGAGUGUGCUGGCAUUGGGUUCCGCUGAAUAGCAGGAAAUAGAAUCCGCCUGUCCUAGGAUGUGUUGCAUCUGCUGUUGUCAAGGAGCACGAUGCCUAGCAGAGAGUCUAGCUUCCAUCCUGUGGCCAUACCGCUCCUUCGAGCUUUUUUAAAAUUAUGACAAAAUUAAUUACUUUGGCGUUCCCCAAACUAGAAAUAUUUAAAUGAGUGGAUUUUGCUCUUUCCCUCUCAGUCUUUGUUUUUAGGAGGGAUCUAAAUGAGCAAGGAGGGUAAUAAAAGGCAGACGCCAAAAACCAUUGGCUGAGAGUGCAGCUCUCCGUAGGAGAGAGGCGUUUAGCAGAGAGCCGGCUCCAGCUCUGGUUUGAGGGUAGCUGGAAAGGAAAACUGUUAAUGCGUUGCCAGUGGUUGUCCAGGAGAGAAGUCUUUAAGUCAGUCCUGAUGGUGGGUACCAACACAUCCUGCAGGAUCCUGCAGAGGACCCCGUGACCAGGUGAGUCACGGGGCACAUGUCGGGGAGGACUUACAAACAUCUUAAGAUGUUUAUUAUAGGUCAGAAGAGCCAGAACACGCAGCCGUGAGUUUUGGGGUUGCUCUUAUUUUGGGGGUGAGAAGUGAUGGCCAGGUUUCUUUGGAAUCACAGAGAUGCAAGGAGUCACCUAAAUUACAGGCUAGUGAUGAAACCUACUUUUUUUUUUUCCUGUUCUGUUUUUUGAGACAGGGUUUUUGUAUAACAAUCCUGGCUAUCCUGGAACUCCACCUUUGUAGACCAGGCUGGCCUCAAACUCCCAGAGGUCUGCCUGCCUCUGCCUCCCAAGUGCUGGGGUUAAAGGUGUGCACUGCUAGCGCCAGCUCGUGCCCAGCAUGAAGCCUGCUUCUAAUUGCGAUGAGUAGAGAGCAUGCGAGUGACUCACAUUCGCAUGCUGCGGCAGCCUAGACUCGCAGGCUCAUCACACUGUGUGGCCGAUGGUCUUGUGGUCACAAUGGAAGCUGAGGCACAGAGGCAGCUGGUUUCUUCUUUAACUCAGAAUGUUACAUAUUAUUCUUGCCCCUGUCACUCUUAAAAUGUAUCUGAUAUGCCCCGGGCUUGUGCCCAGCCUUCCUGUCAUUGCAGAGGCACUCACUAUAAUGGUAUAACGCAGCUCCUGUUAAUAGAGCCGGCCAGUAGGUCAUCUCCCAUGCUCUUGUCCACAUGCCCCGCCUUCCUCAUGCGGGUUUCCCCACAUUUUACACAGACUUAUUUUUACGGCCCUUCUACAAUAAUUAGAUGACAGAUACUGUCCUUUGGACAUUUAUUUUUUAAAAUUCCAAAUGCCUAAUAACAGGGCUAAAAAGUCCGACACUUUUACAAGUAUACUAAAUUGAGUCAGUGUUAUUGUUCAUUAUAAUUAUAUAUGUAUAUAGAUGGAGCGUAUAUUUGAAGCAACACACUAUAGUUGUCAUAAAGCUAUCUUUAUUCUUCUCCAAAGUGUUCUUGUAAAUUCAUUUGACCUUUACUGCAGGAAAAAAAAAAUUAUAUAGGGUUCAGGACAAGGCUCGGUUUGUAACAAAUAGCAGACCAUUACAAAGAGGAAAGGCAAAAGCCAGGCUGAGCAGCAAGAAGCUUCGGUUCAAUUUCACCUCAUAUCUUUCUAAUAACUUGCUUGUCACUUUAUUACCUCCCAGUAAUGUGGACGCCGCUGACAAGACUGUCACACUAACAGCGGACAACACCCCUUCCCCUUCAGCCCCAGCUCUCCCGGCUGCUCAUUGCCCUGGCCCUGAAGGGACGCAGACUAAUAGCGAGCUUUCCAGUUCAGCACUUGGCCAUCAAAUAUAAAAGGAUGCGUAAUUGCCUGUUUAUCCCUGGUGAAGGGGAAAUUGAGUAGAGGGCCAGGCUUUCCCACCCGUUCCCCGCUGUACACGCUCAUUCACAAUCAGCCCACCUCCUCCAUCUCUCCUGUCUCUUUGUGCCAUCUCCCCCCGCCCCACCCCCGCCAGCUUCUAGCCUCCCAACACAGGAAACCGUAGGCUGCUUCGACAUGCUCGCCCCAGCUAUUAAGUGGACAGUAAAAAGAUGAUGUCUUACAUAAAGGGUCAGCGGAGAGUCACAGUCAGACUGUGCUCUCUUCAUCCCAUUUGGGGAAUGUUGGGUGUGGCCGUGCAAUGAAGACCAUUUCCCUGCCAAUCAGUGGCAUGGGUGGGACUAGCUUGUCCGAAUUCCACGGGGAAAAGAUUAAAACCUUCUUCCUUGUCAAAAAGUGUGUGUGCUGUAAACAAACUGCUUAUGGAUGGCGGCUGAAAAACAGUUUGGGAUGUUUACAUCUUUGGCACCAAACUAUGGCAUUAAAUGUACACUUUAUCUUUCAAUACCACUCUUUAAGUCCGUUAACAAAAUGGAUUAACGUUUAUUUGCCAAACUAAGCUGACAAUCAGAAUAAAAUAAGGCUCCAUUUCUUCAACGUUAGCCAUUAAAACAAUGAAGAUCUUACAUGUGAAAUGUAAAUUCUCCAUUUCGGGAAAUUUGGAGAGGCCGGCGUAUAGUGAGCUCUACAAGAUCAAAGAGCAAAGGCUUACAGGAAGUACAGUCAAAAUGUUGUGUCCCAGAAUACCUUGAACCCAAAUAACGGGUCAUGUUGGUUAUUUCUGGAUAUGAGACUACUUCAAAGGUGGCUUGAAAGGGGCUAACUCGUGAUGAAAUGAAGCAGGCUGUAUUUGCGCCCCUUCUGCCUGGAGCUAAGGGUCAUCAUGCUUCCUGCCAACUGCCAUGGCACCCCCGGCAGAAAGCAGAUCGUGCUGCCAUGAGCAGUCACAGUUCAGAUAAGGUGUUAGUCAACUGAGGUGCCAUGUGGAGGCGUCGUCUUUGUAGACUUUUGCAAGGAAAGGAAGACAGCAGAUUUCGGAGCAGGUAGCAUAAGGUCUAUGUUGACAAACUGUGCUAAGUCACUUCUUGAGCUGGUCUAAGGACUGCAAAGAAAAGCACUUUGAGAAAGAACUUUGGGUCUGAGUGAAGACAGUUCGUGCACUUGAUGGUUUUUACAUUCUCCCGUGUACUUCUAGUAAGCAGUUACCAAACAUCUUACUAAAAUUGUAAUUAAAAACGCAGUUGCCAAAAUUGCACAAAUUAUGCUAGCAAAUACUAGCUUUGUCCCCUGGGCUCUAAGUAAUGGGGAUACACAAGGACAUUUUAUAGUUGUAAUGCUUUAUUUAGUUUUCUUUAAAGAACCUUUGAAGGGAAGGAAGAGCAAAAAAAAAAAAGGUAUUUUAACAGAAACGCAGAGGAGUAGAUAGUAUAAAAGUAUAUUUCUUCAAGAUAGAAUCUAAGUGCUAUACCAAGAUUUUUAUUAGGUUUCCUGUUGCCAAAUGCGAUGUUGAACAAAUAUACUGCUAAGAUGGCCAAGGCAUCAAUUAUUAACCGGCUCUGCCCACUUCUGUUAUGGAAUACAAGGACUGGGAGGAGACUCUGGGGAGACCCCAGGUGUGGGAAAGAGCUCUACUCUGCUGGCCCUGGAAAGGUUUCCAAGAAGGUGAAAACUCCAACUCUCGGGGUGUCCCCCCACCCAUCCUGCAAGGUGGACUGACCUGGCACUGUCUCUGUGGGCACUCACUAGCCUGCCUCUUCCUUGCUAGGAGACAAAGCAUCCUCCCUUCCUCCUCCUGAAUCAGUCUAAUAGCUUGUAUGGAAGCACUGAUUCAUGAGGCAUGAUUGUCUUGAACUCCCAGCCAAUGUGCUGAGUUCAUAGGUUCACUUGAGAUGUAUAAACCAAGACUGACUGUUUAUUCUUUCAAAUCUCAUACUCUCCUUCAAGCAUUUUUGCAUGUCUUUGUACAGAGUUCAUUCAUUCCUCUCAUUGCCUGUCUUAAUCUCUGGCUUUCCAACUGUCCUCACUCUUGCCCUUCCCUCUCCUGAUGUUACCCACUCCCCUCAAAAACAAAUAAAUCUUUGCUGGGGCAGGUGGGUAGAACGCACCCUCCCUUGUCCUGGUGUUGAUCACUUUGGAGAUGUGUGUGUUCUACCCUGCCCAGGUUUACAUAACGGGAAUUAAGCGAAUGAGAUGUUGUAGUAUUAUGUAUUAACACGAUAGGACUAAGACUUAUUGUAUGCAGCGCACUCACUUUCCUGUGCACACUUUGGUUCUGCUGCCCCAUAGAGGGAGCUACCCUUAUUCUGCCAGUGCCAGACUGAGCAGGUGUGGGGGAGAGAGAGCUCAGUGUGGGCCAGGGGGGCAAAGAAGAUUGAGAAACUGAGCAAGACUUGGGUCUGUGGGAUGUGGAGAGAUCCCUCAGUUGGCUAAGAGAACACGAGACUUUUUUUGCCCCCGCUCAAACUCUCUGAUGCAUCUCUAAUUACAAAAACAUUAGUCUCAGCUUUUAUAUUCCAUACUCAAAAGCGGAUAAAGGGAAUUGAAGUAUCUUGAGGGAAAGGAACUUUUCUCCAGAUAUGUCCCUCUCUCGCCUGGAGUUCGGGGACUUGGUCUUUCUUCUUUAUAUUCUCACUUACCUUGAGGUCUCUUCCACCAAGCCUCUGGCAGAACCAACAUCUGCAUCAGGAAAGGCAACUGCACCAAGAGAUGGGACAGCGUGCAUCCCCGACCUAGUAAUUGUGAUGUCGGUAGCUUCAUGAAUACUGUAUGUAUUUUAAUCGAUGGUUUUGUUUUUGUUUCACGUUGUGGUUUGUUUUUAUUAGCAGUCUAAGGUAAUUGAAAUUGUUUAUUUACUAUUUCCUUUGUUGUAUUUUCUGUACUAUAACUGUCUACAAUAUGUCUUUUGCAUAAAAUGCAUAAGGGUUUGGGGAUGUAAAUGGAAUUUUAUUCAUAUUUUGUCCAAAUACCUCUUGUAAUUUGUAUCAAAAUUCUUGUACAAUUUUUAUAUUAAAGAUUUAUCAGUCACUGAA
This is a messenger RNA of Alexandromys fortis (reed vole), 12712 nucleotides long. RefSeq names its product basonuclin zinc finger protein 2 (gene Bnc2). Gene Ontology annotation, biological process: regulation of DNA-templated transcription. The transcript has 10 exons. The record is from RefSeq and is a predicted model, not a curated record. Bases 420 to 3635 code for a protein of 1071 amino acids. Lineage: Eukaryota; Metazoa; Chordata; Mammalia; Rodentia; Cricetidae. Gene Ontology annotation, cellular component: nucleus.